GCGAUGGCGGCGAUGGCGCUGGGACCUGCGGAGGCCGCCGCGGCCGCUCAUGCCCUGUCGCUGCCGGCCGAGGCCUUCGGUAACGAUCCCCGUGUGGAGCUGGUCUGGGCCAUGAAGGCUCACCAGCACGCCCAGGUCUACUUCAAUCUCAUCUCCUCUGUGGACCCCAAAUUCCUCAACCUCACCAAAGUCGAUGACCAAAUCUACAGCGAGUUCAGGAAGGCCUUCAGGGAUCUCAAAAUCGAUGUGCUUGACCCAGAAGACCUCAAAUCAGAGCCUGCCAAGGAGAAAUGGAGACCCUUCUGCCUGCGCUUCGAGGGGCUGGUGGAGGACUUCAACUAUGGCACCCUGCUGAGGCUGGACUGCAGCAAGGACUACACUGAGGAGAACACCAUCUUUGCCACCAGGAUCCAGUUCUUCGCCAUCGAAAUCGCUCGCAACAGGGAGGGCUGCAACAGCCUCCUCUACAGCAGCGCCAAGGCUCCGGCUGCAGAGGCGGCAUCGGGCUGAGGAGGGCACCAGGUCACCUGGCACCCACGUGAGGAGGGGCAGCAAGGGCCCUGCCUGGGCUUGGAAAGCUGCUGAAGGGGCAGAGCUGAGCUGUAGCUGCCCAGCUCAGACUGU
Dryobates pubescens (Downy woodpecker) is the source of this 624-nucleotide messenger RNA. RefSeq names its product polysaccharide biosynthesis domain containing 1 (gene PBDC1). The transcript is spliced from 6 exons. NCBI's taxonomy places the organism in Eukaryota, Metazoa, Chordata, Aves, Piciformes, Picidae. Bases 4 to 510 code for a protein of 168 amino acids. Gene Ontology annotation, cellular component: cytoplasm. The record is from RefSeq and is a predicted model, not a curated record.